This is a messenger RNA of Dama dama (fallow deer), 1486 nucleotides long. RefSeq names its product N-acetyltransferase 14 (putative) (gene NAT14). The transcript is spliced from 4 exons. NCBI's taxonomy places the organism in Eukaryota, Metazoa, Chordata, Mammalia, Artiodactyla, Cervidae. The coding region runs from base 145 to 888 and encodes 247 amino acids. The record is from RefSeq and is a predicted model, not a curated record. Gene Ontology annotation, molecular function: N-acetyltransferase activity.
GUCAAAAGCUGAGCGACCCACAGAGGUGCACGCCUGCUCCUUUGGGGGCGCGCGACCUGGGGGCUGCCAUGGCCCCCAGCCACCUGUCGGUGCGGGAGAUGAGGGAAGAUGAGAAACCCUUAGUGCUGGAGAUGCUGAAGCCCUAUGACCUGGCCUCCUACUCCUCCGAGCCUGGCCCUUGAGGACCUCGAGGCCCCUUCCAGCUUCCUCUCUUGGUGGGGCUGCUCCUCUGUCCAGCCUCCCCUGGUGCCUCAGGCCUGCAACUCCACUGAACCCGGAGCGCCCACCGUUCCUAAUUCACCCGCUCCCUCAUUCAGAGCCCCGUGUGCCAGCCAGCAGGCUGGCGUGAAGGACACGGAGAACCGCGUGGCCCUUCAUGCGCUGACCCGGCCGCCGGCCCUGCUCCUCCUGGCUGCGGCCAGCAGUGGCCUUCGCUUCGUCCUGGCCUCCUUCGCCCUGGCCCUCCUCCUGCCGGUGUUCCUGGCUGUGGCGGCCAUGAAGCUGGGCCUGCGGGCCCGCUGGGGCUCGCUGCCCCCGCCGGGCGGCCUCGGGGGGCCCUGGGUGGCAGUGCGGGGCUCGGGAGACGUGUGCGGGGUCCUGGCCCUGGCCCCAGGCUCCGGUGCCGGGGACGGGGCCCGGGUCACCCGCCUCUCGGUGUCCCGCUGGCACCGCCGCCGAGGCGUCGGCAGGCGCCUGCUGGCCUUUGCCGAGGCCCGGGCGCGAGCCUGGGCCGGCGGCAUGGGGGAGCCCCGGGCGCGCCUCGUGGUCCCGGUGGCCGUGGCGGCGUGGGGUGUGGCCGGGCUGCUGGAGGGCUGUGGCUACCAGGCCGAGGGGAGCUGGGGCUGCAUGGGCUACACGCUGGUGCGGGAGUUCAGCAAGGAACUGUGACUCCCGCCCCGGGAGGGAGGACAAGCAGCACUCAGUGAGCACCUACUGUGUGCAGGCACUUCCACGCCAUCCCUCCCUGAGCCCCCACCCACCCAGGGCCCAGCAGCUGAAGCCUGCAGAGGGCAAGAGACCCUGCCACAGCCUGACGCCCAUCCCUAGUGUUUGAACUUCUUAGAGACGUCAACCCGUCCAACCCCUGCCUCAGAUUCUGUCUGCACUGAGAAAUCUCUUUAUCUUGUCUGUCUGCCAAGCCUGUGUCGCUUGUGCUAUGACAUGUGGCAGGAGAGGAAGCCGAGCAAGUAUGCCCCACACCCGGGUUAGGACUCGGGCAGGGACAAGGGCCCCCCCACCCCACCCCAGGGGAGUGGGGUGGGGGGGCGAUGCCCUUGCUUGGAGGGGGUGAGGCUGCAGAGGCAGAGAGGGGCUGAGUGAAGCCUCUGCAGGGGAGGGUUGUCUGCCUGGAUAGAGCCUCAGGGAGGGGGUGGUGGGCACAGGGCGGCCCGGCCAGCCCCCCUCCCCAGGAAGGUGGGAGCCCAGAGGGGAGGCCAGACCCAUCUGGUUUUUUACACCCGUUUGUUAAUAAAGCCUGUAACCGCUG